Molecule: messenger RNA, 7818 nt
Organism: Aspergillus pseudoviridinutans
Lineage: Eukaryota; Fungi; Ascomycota; Eurotiomycetes; Eurotiales; Aspergillaceae
Product: type I polyketide synthase
Exons: 14
Coding region: 1-7818 (2605 amino acids)
Biological process (GO): secondary metabolite biosynthetic process; fatty acid biosynthetic process
Molecular function (GO): phosphopantetheine binding; oxidoreductase activity; 3-oxoacyl-[acyl-carrier-protein] synthase activity
Source: RefSeq, a predicted model, not a curated record
AUGGCAGGCUGCACAUCAACCGACAGUCUUCCACCAUUAGCGGUGGUAGGCUUCUCCUUCAAAUUUCCCGAGGAUGCAACUUCAUCAGAUGCCUUCUGGCAGAUGUUGCUCGAAGGCAGAUGCGUUUCGACCGAGUUCCCGGCCGACCGGAUGAACAUCGACGCCCACUACCAUCCCGAUCGCAACCGCCUCGACAGCGUCUCAAUGCGCGGCGGACACUUUCUCAAAGAGAAUCUAGCGGCAUUUGACGCGCCAUUCUUCGCGAUGAGCGCUGCGGAAGCGGAAGCAAUGGAUCCCCAGCAACGUAUGGUUCUAGAGACGGUCUAUCGAGCCUUGGAAAACGCAGGUCUACCAAUGGAGAAAGUUGCGGGCUCUAAGACCAGUGUGAUUGCAGGCUCAUUCAGCGAUGACUACUUUCUGCUGCAGACCAAAGACCCGCUAGAUAUGCCUAAAUACACGGCCGUGGGCACAUCACGGAAUAUGCUUGCUAAUCGAGUCAGCUGGUUUUUUGAUUUGCUAGGACCGAGCGUUGCGGUUGAUACUGCAUGUUCAAGCAGCUUGAUCGCCUUGGAUAUGACAUGCCAAUCAAUCUGGAGUGGAGACGCUGCUAUGGGCCUGGCAAUCGGGAGCAAUGUGAUACUCACUCCAGAAUUGACCAUGAGCUUGGACAAUCUGGGACUACUAUCGCGGGAUAGUCACAGCUACAGCUUUGACAGCCGUGCAAAUGGGUAUGCAAGAGGCGAGGGAAUCGGUGUCAUUGUGAUCAAGCGACUCGAUUGUGCUAUACGUGACGGAGACACUGUCAGAGCCGUUAUAAGAUCAUCCUCUUCAAACCAGGAUGGAAAGACACCCGGUAUCACGCAGCCUAGCAAAGAUGCGCAAGUCCGCCUGAUUAGGGAUACAUACAAAAAGGCUAGGUUGGAUAUGUCAUUGACCCGAUAUUUCGAAGCGCAUGGCACAGGAACCCCCAUUGGGGACCCAAUCGAAACGAGAGCGAUAGGGACGGCUUUUCGCCGGUAUAGGUCCCCCGAGAAGCCAUUAUACGUCGGAUCUGUCAAAUCGAACAUAGGGCAUCUUGAAGGAGCUAGUGGGGUUGCUGGAGUCAUCAAAGUGAUUUUAGCAUUGGAGAAAGGCAUCAUUCCACCGAAUAGCCGAAACCUGCAGUCCCUUAAUCCACAAAUUGACGAAGAGUUUCUUAAUUUAAAGGUGUUGCAAAAGGCCAUCCCAUGGCCUGAGAAUGGCCUACGAAGAGCAUCAGUGAGCUCGUUUGGCUUCGGUGGGUCGAAUUGCCAUGUCGUCUUGGAUGAUGCAUACAAUUCCCUUCGCCUUAUGGGUAUUGGUACGCGUCAUCAGACAGUGGUCGCACCUCCAUACAAAGCAAACACUGGUCUAGUGGCUCAAGGGAAGUGUAGCUACGCCAUGAUAGACGAAAUCCGUCAAACAACCGACGAUCAUGUCAUUGGACAAAAGGAGAAUGGAUUGCUUGACGAGGAGGAGAUCUACCAAAUACUUGUGUGGUCAACCGCCGACGAAGACGGAAUCAAGCGACUUGUGGAAUCCUGGAAGCCGUUUMUGUCAGACAAACGUGAGUUCUCAAGAAGUCAGCGACGCCAAUAUCUGCUCGACCUGGCAUAUACCCUCAGUCAUCGCCGCAGUCAACUCCAAUGGCGGAGCUAUGCUAUUGGAGAUGCCUUGGGGGAUCUGGAAAGUCUCCCAGACCAUUUUGCGCCUGCAAUCAAGUCGGCCGACGACCCUCACAUAGCGUUCUUAUUCACUGGACAAGGAGCUCAGUGGCACGCAAUGGGUCGCGAGUUGUUACAUCGGUAUCCUACAUUUGCAGCCAGUCUCUCAGAGUCCGCAAACCUGAGCAAGAUUGCUGACGAUAGUUUUACAGACGAACUGCAAAAGUCGGCAUCUGAUACCAACGUGAAUAAUCCCGCUUAUGGCCAACCUUUAUCGACUGCUCUUCAGAUCGCCCUUAUUGAUCUGCUUGACUGCUGGGGAGUUAUACCGACAGCGGUUGUAGGACACUCCUCCGGAGAGAUUGCUGCUGCGUACUGCAGCGGAGGUCUCUCAAAGCAGUCUGCGUUGAAGGCUUCAUACUACCGAGGUUUUCUGGCGGCGAAGCUUGAAGAGCUUAGUUCAAUUAAAGGUUCAAUGCUUGCGGUAGGACUAAGUAAGAAGGAUACCCAAGGAUAUAUUGAAAGGAUGCAAGAUCCGAGACUUGUUGUGGCCUGUAUCAACAGCCCUAGAAGCGUGACAGUGUCGGGGGAUGCAGAACAAAUCAACUCCCUUCAUGAUCUGCUGCAGCAGGAUGAGGUCUUCUCACGCAAGUUGGUGGUCAACGUCGCAUAUCAUUCGUUCCAGAUGCAAGAAAUCGCAAACGAGUAUCAGUCUGCUAUGGGAACGCUGGAGAAGCCAAGUUGUGAGAAGAAGAAGGCCCCGGUCAUGUUGUCUUCUGUCACAGGUGACUGGGUCUCGAACCUUGAGCUGACGGACCCAGCAUAUUGGGUGCGGAAUAUGGUGUCUCCAGUGUUAUUCUCAGAUGCUGUGAGCCGCAUCUGUUCUUCUCCAGGAAAGCAGUCGAGGAAAAUGGAUGGAAGCCACCGCUAUCAAAUGGCCAUCAGUCAUCUUUUGGAGAUUGGGCCGCACGCAGCAUUGCAAGGUCCAUGCCGGGAUAUACUCAACAGCAUCAACAAGCAACCCGAUAUCCAUUAUCUUUCACUUCUGGUACGGAAUAAAUCUGCAGUGAAGACGACCUUGGACUGUGCAGGUCGCUUGCAUUGCUACGGCUACCCAGUCAAUCUAGCACUGGUCAACACAACUGCUUAUGAUGGAGCCAACCAAAGGCGGGUGCUCAGCAAUCUUCCUGAAUACCCAUUCAACCAUUCUACAUCAUACUGGCGCGAAAGCCGAAAAAGCAAGGGCUACAGAUGCAGGAGAUUCGGCCGUCUGGAUCUUGUCGGUAUCCCAGAUCCAGACGGGAAUCCGAUGGAAGCUACCUGGCGGAACAUUAUCCGAGUCUCUGAGAUGCCGUGGGUUCAAGAUCACAAGAUCAAUAAUACAGUUCUCUACCCAGCGGCAGGCAUGUUGGUCAUGGCGUUGGAAGCGAUCAAGCAGCUGGUUGAGCCAGACAAAGUCAUCGUGGGCUUCAAUAUCAAAGAUGCCAUAUUUUCAUCUGCACUGCAGAUACCCGCCCAUGCGGACGGCAUCGAGACAAAUAUACACAUGAAGCGCGUCAGAGAUGGCAAGUCAGAUAGUAGCGGCUGGUACGAAUUCCGGAUAUGUUCGUACGACAACGACACCUGGAUUGAGAACUCCACUGGCAGUAUCCAAGCUGCUUUCGAAGCUGGCGAGAUGGGACUGAAUACCAACGGUCAGGUGGAGCGCGAGUGGCAGGAGGGUCUUGUGCAGUCGUAUCAGAAUGCAGCACAAACAUGCACGGAAUCCAUUGACGUAUCUGAGUUCUACGAAGAUAUAUUUGCCUGUGGCUACCAUUAUGGACCGGCAUUCAAAGCAAUCACCGCUCUCCGAUGCGAUGGAAGGAGUAAUAAGCAAUUUGUCUCGGAUGUCCGCGCCUACAACUGGGUGGAUGACGAGAACCCAGCAGUUGCUCAGCCUCAUACAAUUCACCCAACCACAUUAGACGCCAUUAUCCACAUGAUGGCCGGUAUCGUGACAUACGGACGCCAGAAAAAGUCCGUAGCUGUUCCGACACGGAUCGACCAAGCGUGGAUAUCGAGCAGCGGGUUGAGCCAUCCGACAGCCGACAGCAUCAAGGUCCAUGCAAGUUCCCAUAGGUCGGCCGUAGGGGAUGCUCGGUACUCAAUGACUGCAGUUGAUCGCGAAUUGACCCGUGCACUUGUGACCAUCAGCGGCCUUAGAGUCACAGCUCUGGCAAGCUCAGAGAGUGUCUCAGAAGAUGGCCAACUACAGACAGAGAACCUGUGUCACCAUAUAGCAUGGAAGCCUGACCUCGACCUGCUGAACAACCGGGAAAUCCGAGCAUUCUGUGCAAGUGGGGAGCCAGACAGGGAAGAACCAGUCCAGUACUUUAUUGAAUUGGACUUCCUUGUUACAACGUACGUUGACAAAGUCCUCAAGUCGAUCACAGAGGUCAAGGCCAAUCACCCUCCCCAUAUGGCGAGGUACGUGGAGUGGAUGGUAGAUCAGCAAACAGCACUGGAGUCUGGCCACUCCCCAUUUAGUUCUGAAGCAUGGAGGAAUCGCAUGAAGGAUGAGAGCUUCGUUAACGAUGUCCAUGCAAAACUCGAGAGAACGAACAAGCGAGGACUGCUCGUGAGCACGGUUUGCAGGAACCUUCUCAAGUUCCUCAAAGGAGAAAUUGAUCCCAUUGUUUGCCUAUUCGGAGGAAACCUACUUGACGAAUCUUAUUAUGAAAUGGUUCACUCGCUUCCACGUGUUCGUCAAUUCGCUCGGUACCUGGAUGCUCUCGCACACAAGAACCCACACAUGAAGAUCCUUGAAGUUGGUGCUGGAAGCGGUGCUAUGACUCAAUUCUGCCUUCAGGUCCUUUGUACAAACUCGGAAAAUGACACCACGGUACCUCGCUAUGGGCAGUGGGACUUUACUGAUAUAUCUGGGUCUUUCUUCCCGAAGGCGCAAGACAACUUUGCAUCUCAAGGCAAGCGGAUGAGGUUCAAGACGCUAGACAUUGAGCAAGAUCCUGUGCUGGAGGGCUUCGAGUGUGGAACGUAUGACAUGGUUGUUGCGUUUCUGGUCCUGCAUGCUACAAAAGAUCUGUCUGCGAGUCUGAAGAAUGUCCGCAAGUUGCUGAAGCCGGGAGGAAAGCUGGUGCUCGUCGAAAUCACCCGACCGGGUGCUAUCCGGACAACCUUUGUCUUUGGUUUGUUUGAAGGGUGGUGGCGAGGACUCGAGCCCUAUCGUCAGAAGAAUCCAUGCGCGGACUCAGCCCAAUGGGAAAGACACUUGAAGGAAGCCGGAUUCUCUGGCUGCGAUGUUGUGAUCGACGACUAUAGUCACGAGGACUGCCAGGAGGCUAGUGUAAUCCUCUCGACUGCGGUUCAUGAUAUGCCUACGGCGGAGAAGACGCCGGAAACCAGUAUCAUCUUUGAUCCCGCUAAUUAUGUGCAAGUAGAGUUGGCUGGCGAACUAGAAGUCCAGCUCAGGCGUGCGGGAUUCGCCAAUAUGACGCAGACGCCAGUGGAACAUUUCCUGAAAAGGGAAGAUGACACAAACAGUCUGGAUAUCACCCUUUUGGAAGGUUACAGUCCCUAUCUGUACGAUAUAAAGGAGCAAGAGUUCAAGCGUCUUCAGGGCUUGCUUGCUUCUACGAGAAAUCUUAUCUGGGUAAAUGGUGGAGGCGGACAUCAACCAUGUCCCAAGUACCGACUCGUGGACGGACUGUUUCGAGUCCUCAGGGAGGAGAACCACAGGACAAGACUGACAAUCCUCUCCUUGGAACAAAAGGCGUCGAUCAAGCAUCAGGCCCAGCAGAUUGUCAAACUAGCGCGCUCUGCCUUGACUCAGGAAAGUGGCAUCGACACAGAUUACAUAGAGCUAGACGGCAUGCUUCACGUCGGCCGCCUAAUUCGCGCCACUCUAGUCAAUCAUGCGAUUUCGGCGAAGAAGCUUCCUCAACAGAGGGCAUUACGACCUUUCGGUGCUGACCCUCGCCUCAGACUUGAGAUCGGCUCCCCCGGUCUGUUGAACACUCUCCACUUCGUGGAGGACACUUCACACCAGAAGCCCCUCGGGCCCACAGAAUUCGAAGUUCAAGUUAAGAGUGUCGGCCUUAAUUUCCGCGACGUGCUAAUUGCCCUGGGACGGCUGGACAGCGAGGCGCUGGGGGCUGAGUUUGCAGGGCUGGUUACAAAGGUUGGGUCCUCGUGCCGUAAGUUUCAGCCGGGAGACAGGGUUUUGGCGUGUUAUCCCAGUCGUCACGCAAACUAUGUCCGUCUAGAAGAAAACAUGGCUGUCAUAAGGAUUCCGGACACUAUGUUCUCUUUUUCGGAAGCCGCAGCUUUGCCAGUCGCUUAUGCCACGGCGUGGAUUGCGCUCAAUGAAAUCGCUCGACUCCAGCAAGGCGAAGCAAUUCUGAUUCAUUCAGGUGCUGGAGGAACGGGGCAAGCCGCCAUCCAAAUCGCUCAGGUCCUCGGUGCGAGGGUCUUCACGACUGUCUCUAACGAGAACAAAAAGCAAUUUCUUGUAGAGAAGUACAACAUUCCGGAGGACAAUAUCUUCUCAAGUCGGAACACGCUAUUCGCGAAAGUCAUCAAGCGCCUCACAAAGGACAAAGGCGUAGACGUGGUCCUCAAUUCGUUAUCUUCUGAGGGGCUUAUCGCCUCUUGGGAGUCGAUCGCACCGUACGGUCGAUUCAUCGAAAUCGGAAAGAACGAUAUUUUAUCCAACUCGAAGCUUCCAAUGUUGCAAUUCGAGCAGAAUGUAACUUUUGCUGCGGUUGACCUGGCCGCGAUGACUUUGGAUCGCCCACAUGUUGUGACAGCGGCAUUGGAAACGAUCCUGUCAUUGCUAAGAGAAGGGAAGAUCUCCCUGCCGGAUCCACUUCAAGUCUACGGCAUCUCAGACAUUGAAGCUGCAUUUAGGCAAAUGCAGAGUGGCAAGAACUCAGGAAAGGCUGUUCUGGAGAUGAGAGAUACAGACAAGGUAAUGACUGUCCUGGAAACGAGACCAGAUUACCUCUUCAGGCCGGACGAGACCUAUCUCAUCGCAGGUGGCCUUGGCGGGUUAGGACGGAACAUCGCUCGCUGGUUUGUCGAGAGGGGAGCUCGAAAUCUGAUUCUACUCUCAAGGUCGGGGCCUCUGAACCCACAUGCUCAUGACCUGGUUAGUGAGUUAGAAGCCAAAGGCGCAAGAGUUGUUACGCCCGCGUGCGACAUAACCGACAGAGAACGCCUGAAAGCCGUCUUUUUAGAGUUUGGUCAGACAAUGCCUCCAAUCAAAGGUUGCGUCCAAGCAUCGAUGGUCGUUAGUGAUGCGCAUUUCGAAGGUAUAUCUUUCGAAUCUUGGAAAGCUUCUACCACGCCUAAAGCCCAAGGCUCCUGGAAUUUGCACGAGCUCCUUCCGAGAGGAAUGAAUUUUUUCGUGUUAAUGUCGUCUGUUGCUGGAAUAUAUGGCGCGCGGGGAGCAUCUGGUUACGCCGCUGGAAAUACGUUUGAAGACGGUCUAGCCCGAUACCGCAUUGCACUGGGUGAGAAAGCUGUGUCUUUUGAUCUUGGGAUGUUUCUGUCCGUUGGUGUCCUAAAAGACAACCUGGCUCUCCGAGAAAAGAUGUUGGCCAGUACCGUCUUCCAUCAGAUCACGGAGUCUGAUCUUCAUGCGCUCCUAGAUAUCUACUGUAACCCAAGUCUGGACGAGGUCCCAUUGUUGAGAAGUCAGACGGUGGUUGGAAUGACUCCCAAACUGCGCGAGAAAGGCAUGACAACCACCGAAUGGAUCAAGCGACCAUUCUACCAGCAUAUGACAUUGGUCGAAGGGACGGACGCUGGCAUUCCUGGGAAGGCGGAGCAUACCAAUUUUGCUGCUCUCUUCGCAAACGCUGGAUCCAUAGCCGAUGUCACCGCAGCAGUGACAGAUCAGAUGAAGAUCAAGCUCUCCAAGAUGCUCUCAUUACCUCUGGCUGAGAUAGACGUCGACAAGCCAAUACACCAGUACGGAGUCGAUUCCUUGGCGGCAGUGGAACUGCGGAACUGGUUCUCGAAAGAACUCCGCGCAGACGUUGCCAUUUUUGACAUCCUCGGGGGCGCGAACAUUGCCUCUGCCGUUGGCCUCGCAGUUCGGAAGAGUGACUACCGAAAAGCAGAAUGGGGAUCUUGA